Messenger RNA from Rhodofomes roseus, 1146 nucleotides. RefSeq lists its product as uncharacterized. The annotation marks the transcript as partial. The transcript has a single exon. The record is from RefSeq and is a predicted model, not a curated record. NCBI's taxonomy places the organism in Eukaryota, Fungi, Basidiomycota, Agaricomycetes, Polyporales, Fomitopsidaceae.
AUGGGUGUCGCGGCUUUGGUUCCGCUUUUGAAUUAUCGCAACUUGAAGCAGCUAGCUCAUACGCAUCGCGUUGCUCUAUCGGUUGGAACUCGCAGUCGUCUCUCUGUCGUUCGUCUGCUACUCUCUCACACAUGCUCUUCUAGCUGCGGCAUCCGCUAUGCUGUAUUUGUCUCCACCGCCAUAUAUGUACCCACUGCCCUGCCUCUUUCUGAAAGCACCAGUAAUCCGACACCUGCUACAAUUCCCGUUGUUUCUCCAUCCGACACGGGCUGCUUCCCUCCUCCCCCUCUUGGAAAGGAAGAUGUCGCACAUAUCGUUGCCGACUGGUGUGACUCGAUCAAUGGCUCUUCAUUGAUUGAGUGUCCGUGCGCAGUGUGUGGUGAGCUUGUUCUUGGGACAUCCGUGUCAACCGUUCUUCGCGAUGGCCUUGACUUAUCCCCUCUGGUUCGCAGAGGCGUCUCCGCCGGGCUUGCUCAGGAGCCCAUACUUUACCCUCCUGCGGUACAUGUCCGUGAUGGAUUGUGUUUCUUAGAUGUUUGCUCCACAUGUCUCAACGGUUUACGGCACCAUCUUCUGCCAAGGCGUGCUCUCGCUAAUGGUUUGUGGGUCGGUGAUGUUCCACUUUGUCUUCAGAGCUUGACUUUUGUGGAGAAAUUGGUAAUCUCUAAGUAUCGUCACAACGCUUGUGUCGUUGAGGUUAACCAAGGUAAAGGUGUUCCUGGGCAGCGCAAGAUGCGUGCUAAUGCCAUUAUCUUCCCGCAGCCCAUUGGAAACGUUUAUACUGUGUUGCCGCCGCCUCGUGAAGACUUAGAUGAAGUAUUGGCUAUCCUAUUCAUUGGCCCCUGUGUCCCUUCGGAGCCUGAUUACCGUCGGACACCUUUGUUGGUGAGACAUCGCGUUAUUGUUGAGGCCUUAAAUUGGCUUAUAUCCAAUCACUCACUUUACUCAGACGUGGAGAUUUCUUACACCAAUCUAUCGCAGUAUCUUGAAAGCGAGCCACCGGUCAGUGUGUUACACAAGACCACCGACGGGCUACGCCCUGCAGAGGGUAUGUCUGUGUACGAUCAGGAUGGUGAAUUGGGUGCAGACAGUGGCCCUUGUGAGUUUGUCGUCCAGAGUCUAUCUGCAGAUCAGUUAGUUGAUAUG